AUGGUAGAAAGCAAAGAUGUGACUAUUGCAGACAUAAAUCUUAAGCAGUCUGAAGAAGAAAAAGAAAAAGGAAAUGAGUUUUUGCGUUCAGGAGAUUAUGAAAAUGCUAUAGAUUGUUACAAUAUUGCUGAAUAUUACCAGCCUACCAAUCCAGCUAUUUUUUGCAAUCGAGCUCUAGCAUACUUAAAAUCAAAAAAGUAUGAGAAUGCUAUAGAAGACUGCGAUAAAGCCAUUCAUUUUAAGUCUAAUUAUGCCAAAGCCUAUGUCAGGAGAGGAAAAGCUUAUCUUGCUUUAAAAGAAUAUAGCAAGGCAUCUAAAGACUUUGGAUCUGCUUUAAAGAUUGAGCCAAACAAUAGCGAAAUACAAAAUGACUUGCAAAUAUGCAUGGAAGAACUUUCAAAAAUUAAAAUUAAAAAAGAUGAGAAACCCAGCGAGCUUACUGAAACAAAAAUCGAAGAUGUUUUAAAUUAUGAGAUAAAAAUUGAAGAAUUUGAUGAUGAUGCAUUUAUCAAUCAAAUACUUCAAAUUUGUCAUGAACAAGAAAAAAAGGCUGAAAACUUGUUUAGUGAAGGAAAAUAUGAAGAAGCCAAGCAUCUUUAUGAGGAUACUCUUCAUGAUUUGAUUAAUUUGACUCCGAAGGAUAUUUAUUCAUUGAGCAAAGAAAAAUGCAAAUUUUAUACUAUAGGCAUAUCCUGUAAAUAGCCCAAUAUGGGCUAGGGAUAGAGACCAAAUUUCCCACUUGAUCCGACCAAUCCAUUUUGGGGGAAGUUUUGGCCUUUAUCCCUAGCCCAUAUCCGGCUAUUUACAGGAUAUGCCUAUAGCAUUGCAUCGUGCUACUGCAAGCUUGGGGACUAUAAAAAGGAAAUUGAAUGCUUAAAUCUAGUUAUCAAUUCAAAAUAUGCUUAUGAAAAUCUAAAACUUGAAGCAUACUUAAAUAGAGGACUUUCCUUGGAAAGGCUGAAUAAUUUUAUUGACUCAUUUGAAGAUUUUAAAAAAGCAUCUGAAUUGAGCCCAGAUGAUCCUAAAAUUCAAGAAGCUCUGCAAAGAGUUUUAAAUGUUACAAAAGAAAUUGUUGAAAAUGAAAACAUGAAAGAACUUCUGGAUAAAGAGUCACUUAUCAAUCAAAUUGAAAAAAUGAAAGAGGGAGGAAAUCAGCUGUUUAAAAAGGGCCAAUUGGAAGGGGCAAUAAUCGAAUUUUCUGGGGCAAUUGAAAUAUUAGAGAAAAACACAAGCCAGGAAAUAAUUAUAGAAGAUAAAAGAUUAUCAACCCUUUUAGUUAACUUGCUUAACAAUAGAGCUUUGGUAUAUACAAAACUGGAUUCUUGAAAUAAAGUAAUGCAUGAUACGCAACGUGUCCUGGAUAUUGAUCCUUUAAAUGCAAAAGCCUAUUAUAGAUUAGGAAAAGCAGAAGGAAAUACUGGAGACUAUGGGAAUGCUGCAAAACAUAUGAAAAAAGUAAUGGAAUUUGAGCCUUCUAAUUUAGUUGCAAAAAAUGAUUUUGAAAAUUAUUUGAAUUUAGCAAUUGAAUCUAACUCCCUAUAUCAAAACUAUUAGAAAAUUAACAUUUUGGGAAACUAAGACAUAUAUUUGCAAGGAAAAAUUUAUUUUAUAUACAAAUUUUUAUAUAUAAUUUUUUAUUCCAAUAUAACUCUUUAAUUUGUUUGGAUCGUUCUAGAACAAUACCUAAAGAGGUAAAUUAGCGAUCUGAAACGUCAGACUGAAAAUUAAAAUGCUAUUAUCAUGGCAAAUUCAUAUUUGGCUUGGCAAGCAGAACCUAUAUAAAUAAAAUUUGUCAAAUUAUAUCUGUACUUGUCAGAGCAUUGACAGUGCUAUUUUCAUUUUGAAUUGUCAGAUUGAUAAAUUUACCUCUUUAGGUAUUUUUUCUCAGCGAUCUAAGCUAUAUAAUCUCUCAAGUUAAUCAAUUCAAUUAUUUCUUUCAAAUUUUUGAAAGUUUGAGGAGUAAGAAAAAGUCCCAGGCUGCCAAAGAAGAUAUUAAAAUUGAUGAUGCAAAGCCAAAAGUUGAGGUAAAAACAAAAAACAGUAAAAAUGAAAUUGAAGAAACAAAAGCAAUACAUAAGCAGAGCAACAAUUUUUCUCAAAGCCAAAAGAAAUUUGUUGAUGAUGCUCUGGAAAUGGCUGAAAAAGAGUCUUCAAGGCGCAAUAAUCCUAGAAGAAUAAGCUCUUCAGAAUUUGAAGGUAGCAUCAACUCAUUUCGGUCGGAUUGCUUCCAAAUUUAUAAUUAUAUACACGUAUUUUCUAUAUAGAAUUUUCCAAUAGAAGAAAUUAGCUUGAUCUACAAAAAUAAACCAAUGAACCCCGAUGUGCUUAGCAAGAUAAUCAAAGCUAUAUAUCAAAACGCCAAAAAUGAUAGCGAAUGGCUAACUCAAUUUAUUAUCGAACUGUCCAAUACUUCUGGCUUCAUAAAAAACAUGAAAUUUAUGUCAGGCCAAGAAAAGAAAUGUCUAAAAGAAAUUAUCUCAGAGAUGUCUGCAGACGAAAGCACAAAACUCAGGAUAAUAAAUUCUAUAAUAUAA
This is a messenger RNA of Blepharisma stoltei, 2534 nucleotides long. The record is from the annotation of a GenBank genome assembly. NCBI's taxonomy places the organism in Eukaryota, Ciliophora, Heterotrichea, Heterotrichida, Blepharismidae.